Hyla sarda is the source of this 3048-nucleotide messenger RNA. RefSeq names its product organic solute carrier partner 1 (gene OSCP1). The transcript is spliced from 11 exons. Lineage: Eukaryota; Metazoa; Chordata; Amphibia; Anura; Hylidae. Gene Ontology annotation, cellular component: plasma membrane; cytoplasm. The record is from RefSeq and is a predicted model, not a curated record. Bases 395 to 1564 code for a protein of 389 amino acids. Gene Ontology annotation, biological process: transport.
CCGUGGGGUAAUGGGGCUGUCUGAACAGUGAUAGUAUAACAUGUUUCUAUUACUUCUCUAUAUAGAGAACACAGCCUAAAAUUGCAGCUGUCAGGCAAACAUAUUAUACAUAACACCGAGUGAAGACGAUUAACAGGGUUACCCAUAAACCUCUAAGCAAAACGCCAUGACUGCCUUUUAUAUCGGCGAAAAGGAGCAUCCCCUUUAAGAGCCGCAGAAUUAGCAAGACCUUCUGUGAUUGGCUGAGCCGGAAACCUAGCAACCGAGCGGCGGCGUCCGAGGCCUGCGACACCGGGAGGUUUGAGAAGCGGCGGAGCGGUGUCUCCUCCCGGACUGGCAGAGCACGUAGUCGCCAUCUGUAUAUGUGCACAUCCGUCCCCGAGCUCCCCCGGCCAUGUCUCUCCGCACCCUGCCGCUACUCUUCAUCAACCUCGGAGGGGAGAUGCUGUACAUCCUGGACCAGAGGCUCCGAGCCCAGAACAUUCCUCCAGACAAGGCCAAGAAGGAUGACUGGACAGAUCAGGAAAGAAAACGAGUUAUGAAUGAUAUCAUCACCACGAUGUUUAACAAGAAGUUUAUGGAAGAACUAUUUAAGCCUCAGGAGCUGUACUCCAAAAAGGCCCUUAGGACAGUAUUUGACCGCCUCGCCCAUGCAUCUAUCAUGAGACUAAACCAAGCAAGUAUGGACAAGCUCUAUGAUCUGAUGACUAUGGCUUUCAAGUACCAAGUUCUGCUGUGCCCUCGCCCCAAAGAUAUCUUGUUAGUCACCUUUAACCAUAUGGAUGCUAUCAAAGACUUCAUCCGGGACUCUCCAAGCAUCUUGAAUCAAGUUGAUGAGACUUUCCGGCAGCUUAUUGAUAUGUAUAACUGCCUUCCUGCUGGUGAGUUUCAGCUGAUCAGACAAACCUUGCUGAUCUUCUUCCAGGACAUGCAUAUUAGGGUUUCUAUUUUCUUAAAAGAUAAAGUUCAAAACUCUAAUGGACGUUUUGUUCUCCCAACAUCUGGUCCGGUUCCCUGGGGCACUGAGGUGCCUGGGAUAGUAAGGAUAUUCAACUUUAAAGGCGAGGAGGUGAAGAGCGUGGAGUUUCAGAACGGUGGAAAUUAUGUCAGUCCAUUGCGGGAAGGAUCUUAUGAUCUUUUUGGAGACAGAGUUCUCAAGCUAGGUACAAAUAUGUACAGUGUAAGCCGCUCUGUGGAGACUCACAUGUCGGGAACCUUAAAAAGCUCAGCAUCACACACUAAGGAGAAUGUAGUGCCAAAUCCUCUGGCUAAAGAAGAACUGAACCUCCUUGCCCAGCUUCUAGGUGGUUUGGAGCUAAAGAAGCCCUCUAGUACUGACCACAGCUUUCGGCUUAACUUAUUUGUGAAUGAUGAGGAAGAAGAACAAGCAGCUCUUACAAGGCCAGAAGAACUUUCUUAUAAAGUUAUCAACAUUCAAGCCAGUGAAGACCAGGAUAGAAAUAAGGAACUUUGCCGAAUAAUGGGCGAGUUUCAGUCACAAGAGACCCAUGUCCAGAGUACCAGCAAGGGGGAUGAUCUUCUAGCUCUGAUGGAUGGACUGUGACAAGACAAAGCAUCUGUUUAGAUAUGCACAGUGAAGGGCUGAGAUGGUUGUUUUAUUACCAUGUAACAGCACACACAUUUAUUAUUCAUGUACUGAAUCAAGUAGGCAGCUUGAACAAGUGACAGGUCAUUUUUAUAAAUCAUAUUUGUAAUAUUGAUGUGUAUAUAUGUGUCUAUGAAUAUACAGUGAUCCCUCAACUAACAAUGGUCUCAACAUACAAUAGUUUCAACAUACAAUGUUUUUUUCUGCACCAUGGUAACUUGAAACCAGACUCAACAUACAAUGUCCAGACAGUCCAGAUCUGUGAUACCUGUCACAACUGGAGGAACUGACCAAUCAGAAUGGGCAUUUUACUGGUAAAUCACCUGUAUUACUGAAGUGCAUGCACUGACUGGCUGUCUGGUAGCGCCCCCUACAGUACAGGGAGGAACUACAAGUUCUGUACUAUUCCUUACCUGUACCAGGGUUAGCUACUCUUUUGGACACUAGGUAAGGGUGGCUCCAUUUAGGACACUGUGUGUACUGUACAGGACCCUGAAGAAGUUCCUGUCCGCUACAUAAGCCAUUGUUUCCCAACCAGGGUGCCUCCAGCUGUUGCAAAACGACAACUUCCAGCAUCCCCGGACAGCCGUUGGCUGUCCGGGCAUGCUGGAAGUUGUUGUUUUGCAACAGCUGGAGGCACUCUGGUUGGGAAAACACUGACAGACAGUGAUUACAGCUCCCAGCAUCUCUUUCUUACUUUUAUAUGUAAGGAUUUGCUUUAUCUCUAUUAGUUACGGUAUCUACUUAUUUUUCUUUAAUCCUCACCUUUUUCCUAUUUUUGUAUGAAAUUUUGGUGGCUUCAGGACCAAUUACCAGGUUUCCAUAGAGUUCUGGUCUCAACAUACAAUGGUUUCAACAUACAAUGGUCGUCCCGGAACCAAUUAAUAUUGUAACUUGAGGGACCACUGUAGUCUAUAUGGAUGCCAGAUGCUUGUCCUCUCAUACAGCUUACCAACAUAAAAUCACUAAAAAGUCUACAUUGCAUCGGGUCUCACUCCUGAGACCCACUGCAGUCGCGAAUUUUAACCCUCCAUCUGACCUUUUCACUCCAUAGACUUUUACUUUGAAAGAGUCCGGUUUGAAUAACAGCCAGGUAGUGAGGCACACACUGCUGUAACUCAUGGUCGCAGCAGGUCUCGGGUGCGAUCACAAAUGUUGACAUGUAUGUCAAUUUUGACAAGAUGUUAAAAGUUUAAUCAAAUGACAGGGACACUAAUGACUUUUGGUGAUAUCAGGCAGUGAGUUCCAGAAUAUAUUAUGUGGCUAAUAUUCUCUGGAACCAGCAAAAAGAAAGUACACGUGCUGUUAAAGUCUAAACAGAGGAGUUGUCAACCAAAGAUAUGGUCAUGCCAUGACCUAGUUAUUUCUUAAAGGGGUACUCUGCUGGAAAACAUUUUUUUUAAAUCUACUGGUGCCAGAAAGUUAAACAGAUUUGUAAAUUA